Sphaerulina musiva SO2202 is the source of this 1507-nucleotide messenger RNA. RefSeq names its product cytochrome c and c1 heme-lyase. Gene Ontology annotation, cellular component: mitochondrion. The transcript has a single exon. NCBI's taxonomy places the organism in Eukaryota, Fungi, Ascomycota, Dothideomycetes, Mycosphaerellales, Mycosphaerellaceae. The record is from RefSeq and is a predicted model, not a curated record. Gene Ontology annotation, molecular function: holocytochrome-c synthase activity. Gene Ontology annotation, biological process: cytochrome c-heme linkage. The coding region runs from base 1 to 807 and encodes 268 amino acids.
AUGCGGUCCGAUGGGGGAGAUGCCGAGGAAAAAUGCCCGGUAGACCAUCGAACACGAGAAGCAUGGCUUCAAGCAGCAAAGGCGAACAAGAACAAGCCAACGCCUACAUCAACACCAUCAACAUCUACGACACCACCACCACCACCACCAACCCGCUUCUCCCUCGACACCUUCACCUGGCAGUCAUCUGAAGCUCCUCCGAAUGCUCGCAAACUCCGCCCUCUCCCCACCGACCGCGAGAUCUCCUCCAUUCCCCGCGCCGUCGUGAGCGACCCUUCCACCCUCAACUCCGCCGAGAAAGCCGCCUUACCAACCCCUCCUCGCAACAAUGAAGUCGAAACUGGUCACGACUCCUCCUCGGGAAACUGGAUCUACCCCUCCCAAUCGCAAUUCUUCGAUGCCAUGAAACGCAAAGGCCAUGUCGCCAAUCCACAAGACAUGUCGUCCAUCGUACCCAUCCACAACGCCGUCAACGAGCGCGCCUGGACCCAGAUACUAGAAUGGGAAAAAGGCUGGGGUGCGGAAAGGUGUGGAGGACCGAAACUGCUCUCUUUUGCUGGGGAUAGUAAGAAGAAGACGCCCAAGGCGUAUUGGAAUAUGUGGGUGAUGGGCUAUUCCGCACCCUUUGAUCGCCAUGAUUGGGUGGUGGAGAGAUGUGGGAAGAAGGUGGAAUACGUGAUCGAUUUCUACAAGGGGAGGGAUGCUGAGGGCAUGGGUGUGCCGUUGAGUUUCUUCCUGGAUGUGAGGCCCAAGGUGAACAGCUGGGAGGGUGUGAAGAUGAGGAUUGCGAGGACUUUUGGGUUUUGAGCAUAUUCACUUAAGAGUCGGGAUGGUGGGUGACGGGGAUAGGGGAGGGUGGAUGGGCUGCGAUGACUGCCACACGCGAGCCUUUCUCUCAAUCCCAUACAGCCACGUCUCGAGAGCUGCCGCGGACCGUGAGUGGGCACGGAGGAAGAAGGCAAAAUGGCAAUGACACCGAUGUGCGAUUGUUGGCUUGUCGCAGACAGCUGCGUGAUAUCUGCCAGGAACGAUUCUCGCGCCAAACGCCUUGCGGUGGGCUCGACAAAUUGGCAUGGACUCAAGUGCAACGAUGCGAACGGCUGCUCCACAGAGCGGACACGAGACAUGGCCUCAUCCUGCGAUGAGGUGGUCCGCAUCUCGACAGCGGCCUUAUGAAAAGCACUCAUUACGCGCACCCUCCAUUGCCAUUAUCCUCUCAUCAACCAAUGUGCCUGAAAACAGGAUCUCUCUCAAGCAAGCUACCAGCAUUUCAAAUCCGCUAUAUGCCUUGGCGACAGAUUCCACCCAUUCUGAGCAACCGGUAUUCCGUCCGAAAUUGCAUUUGGCAUCGCUGUAUUCGUUGCCCUUUUCCUCGUCAGGCGAACCUAGCAAUAUAAGGCACGACUUGUACUGAUACCCCCGCCCGGGGAGUGACGAGAAGCCCGACAACUUCGUAGACAAGUGUUGUCGUCAAGAUUCGAGCGAGCAUACCACACGUAGAGUGCAU